This is a messenger RNA of Elaeis guineensis (African oil palm), 2007 nucleotides long. Its product is annotated as homeobox-leucine zipper protein HAT4. The record is from RefSeq and is a predicted model, not a curated record. Gene Ontology annotation, molecular function: sequence-specific DNA binding; DNA-binding transcription factor activity, RNA polymerase II-specific. Lineage: Eukaryota; Viridiplantae; Streptophyta; Magnoliopsida; Arecales; Arecaceae. Gene Ontology annotation, biological process: regulation of DNA-templated transcription. Gene Ontology annotation, cellular component: nucleus.
CUCCCCCAUGCGCCCAAGAGCGAGAAGCCCCUUCCCUUCUCUCUCUACUUUGAUGGAAGAGCGAAAGGUCAAAGCGUGGCGGAGCCGCUUCUGCUUUCUGGGGCUCGGUCCGACAAGCGAGCCACGGGCUUUUCAUGGGCGAAGCACGGAUAACCAGGGUUAAAGGUUGCGGAAGAGGGUUAGGUUUUGGGAGCAGCCACGAUUGCGAUACCGAUAAUUGGGGAGCCCCUGACACAGGUCAUGAUUGAAGGAAGAACACCACUAUUUAAAACCCCCACCCCCUCCACGCCUCUUCCCAACUCCUCCCAUUCCAUCAAAAAUCCCCAAAAGCCUCCUUGUAAACCGUUUGCAACUCCGCUUCCCUCCCCUUCCCUUCCAUCCAUCCCCCUUCAACCGCUUUUCCUCUCCCUUUCCUUUCUGUUCUGUGAAUUCCUUCACAAACCCUAACCUUCAGCUUAGGAGGAAAGAAAGAAAAGGAGGGGAGACCAAAAAAAAAAAAGGUGAAGCAAGGAGAAAAGGUAAAGAGAUAAAAGGGUUGCGAGCUAGCUUGGACAAAGAUGAUGGUGGAAAAGGAGGAUCUGGGGCUCAGCCUCAGCCUGAGGUCGUCGGAGACUCGGUUCCCUCUCCAGCUCAAUCUCAUGCCUCCUCCUCCUUCUUCCUCCUCCCAUUCUCAUCCACAGCCGCCGUUCCUGAAGUCCCAAUGGAGCGAUCUCCUCGCCUCUUCGGAGAGGAGAACGGAGGGGCCGCUGCUCAUGAGGGGGAUCGACGUGAACCGGGCGCCAGCGGCUGAGCGGGAGAGCGAGGAGGAGGCGGGGACAUCGUCGCCCAACAGCACCGUUUCUAGCGUCAGCGGGAAGCGCGGCGGCGCGGAGGAGCACGAGGCGGAGCGCGCGUGCUCCCGGGGUGUCUCCGACGAGGAGGAAGGCGAAGGCUCCCGCAAGAAGCUCCGCCUCUCCAAGGACCAGUCCGCCAUCCUCGAAGAGAGCUUCAAAGAGCACAACACCCUCAAUCCCAAGCAGAAGCUGGCGUUGGCCAAGCAGCUGAACCUGAGACCAAGACAGGUGGAAGUGUGGUUCCAGAACCGAAGAGCGAGGACGAAGCUGAAGCAGACGGAGGUGGACUGCGAGUUCCUCAAGAGGUGCUGCGAGAAUCUCACAGAAGAAAACAGAAGGCUCCAGAAGGAAGUCCAGGAGCUGAGAGCUUUGAAGCUAUCGCCGCAGAUCUACAUGCACAUGACCCCUCCCACCACCCUCACCAUGUGUCCUUCCUGCGAGCGCGUCUCCAACUCCACCAAUACCGCCACCGCUUCCGCACCGUCCACGGUGCCCCCGCCGCCCGAUCACCAUCCUCUCCUCCACCACCACCACCACCACCACCACCACCACCGUCCGAUUCCCAUCGCCCCUGCCGCCACCGCCGCCACACCGGCUCCCUGGGCCCCGAUACCGCUUCGCCCCUCCUUUCUCGAUGCCACUCCACAGCGUACGUAGUUAGACUGGAAGGGAAACCAAAAUCAUCACCAUGACUGGCUACCGUCGUGUGGUUAUUUCGGAGCGGAUGAUGGAUGUUGGUUGUAUGAUAUUUGGUGGGAUACAAAAGUGGAUGCGCUCGGAUACCAUGGAUGUCGCUGUACGAUGUCCAAGUGUUCUGUAACUUCUGUUGAUGAUGAUGAUGGUGGGUGGGUGAGUGAUGGAGGGAGACACUCCGUCAGCUUUUCUUUUUUGACGGGGAAUUCCUUGGCCUAUCUUUCUCAUCAUAUUUUGUUCAAGCAGCUCCACUUUUUUUCUUGGGCUUUCCUCUACUUUAGUUAUGGAAAUAUUCUAGGAAAUCUAAGAGGAGGUGGGGGUUUUCUCCGACCCUCAGUCCCGAAGUCUCAAAAAAAAAAUAAAAAUGUCGAGCUCUUUUUCUUAUUUAUGAUUUGAUUACAUGAACUCGUAUCAUGUAAAGGGUUUCCUUCUUUUCCUUCUGUCCCCCUCUUUUUCUUCUUUUAAAUUAUUUUUUGUUCUA